Messenger RNA from Anneissia japonica, 4397 nucleotides. RefSeq lists its product as uncharacterized. Gene Ontology annotation, molecular function: protein binding. Bases 1982 to 2884 code for a protein of 300 amino acids. The transcript is spliced from 2 exons. NCBI's taxonomy places the organism in Eukaryota, Metazoa, Echinodermata, Crinoidea, Comatulida, Comatulidae. The record is from RefSeq and is a predicted model, not a curated record.
ACAUAUAUGUUUGUGUAUAUAUAUAUUUAUAUAUAUAUGUAUAUAUAUAUGUAUAUUUGUAUAUAUAUAUUUGUAUAUAUAUAUAUAUAUAUUUGUAUAUACAGGCCUAGUAGAUUGUAUUGUCAAAACUCAGUGUAAACAAACAAGUUUUGGCAAAUCCUUCGCCAUCUCCAGUGAAACGAUGAUAAAACAUGCAACCUCCUUUAUAAAGGUAGUGAACAACUGUGAAGCAUUUAUUUUUAAAGGAAAAAAAUGGGAAUUGAGCCAUAGCUACAUGUAAAAGUUGCUAACUUUGUCAUUCUGAUGUUCAUCAUUACCUUAUCAUCUUUAUUCAUGCAAUUCCUUCUUUUUUACAAUUACGGUUCUGAUGGAUUCUUUAAAAUGCAAUGUGAUGUUUGUUUGAAGUAGCCAUGGCUCAAUUCCCAUUUAUUUAAAAUACAGUGGUUCAUAGUUGUUCACUCUGUUUCAUGUUUGUUUAUACCGAUCUAAAUGGAAGUUAGAUGAUGUUGUUACAAUAAUUUCCGACUGUUGUUCAGUGUGAUAUGUAAGUAAAUUAAAGCGUUAAAACUUAUCGUAUCGUUACAAAUGCGUUACUUUUUUAAAAGCAUAGUUUACAAUUGUGUCAAAAGUUUUAAAUGGCAUGUGUUAUGUGUUGAAUAAAUGACCGUUUGUUAAUAAUGAUUUAUAAAAAGUUAAUCUUAUAUUAUGUGUUGUAUUUUUAUACUCGUCAAUUCCCUGUUAGAUGAGAUAAAUAAUAAUUUUUAAAAAGUAUAUAAACAAAAAAUUAUAUAACAGAAUAAAAAUUAAAGGACGGACUCCAGUGACAAGAUAAUCAAGUGUUAGCAUGGAAUUAUAAAUAACAUAGAACUUGUAUAUACGCUCUUAACUACAACAAAGUGAUUUUUCAACUAAAAUGGCGUUUUAUUUGAUAAUAAUCAGUGAUAAUAUUCAGAUUAUUGAAGGCUAAACUGACAUUCGGAAAUAUAAAUACAUGGACCAGUGUAGCGUUAGCUUGCUUCACAUGCAACCACUGGACAUCUCCGAGAAGAAUUGGUUCUACUAACUAAACCUCCGCAAGAAGAGUCAACCAGCGAUGAUGUUAAGGCUGGCGCGCGACGCCUCUUAUACCAAUAAUUCAUAUCAACAAUAUAAUCCAAUAAUUCAUAUCAACAAUAUAAUACAACAAUUAUUUUUCUUAAUACAAUUUAGUAGGGUUCAAUCGCACCCUCUGCAUCCCACCCCCUACAUCCACCCCAGGUUUUAUCCUGCUUUAAAUUUGAGAUUGGUGUACUUUGUAUUAGGCCUAUAUUUGCGGUAUUGGAAACGUAAUAAAAUGCUUCGUUUAACAUUCGAGUUUUAACUUCAGUUCGUAUGUGUUGUUUAAGAAUUAUGAAAACAUAGGGGGCGUACUUCACCACGCCUUGUAAUUAGAACAUGAGUGGACCAUUUCUUUGUAGGUCUAUUUUAAAUUAAUAUUUAAUAUAACGUUUUGAUAAAUAAGUAUUAUCUUAAUGGAUGUAUGAUAAUAAUAUUUGGCGUAUCUUACUGGUUGUCUUACCAACAGCUGUGUUGAUAAAAUCUCAUUGAUUUAUUAUGACGUAAGCGAUACGGAGUCAAUACUCAGAGAUAGCACUAGAUUCCUUUCCUGUGAACACCAACGCCGGAAGAUAAGAACUCGAAAGAAAACGUGAUUCUCAGUUUCCAAAUAAAAAUCACUCGCACCUUAAGUAAACCAUAGAGAAAAUAGAGUAAACACUUGUGAUUUGUAUUAAACGACUGGUGUCAUAUACAGUACUGUAGAAGUAACAUUAUACUUGAGUGCGUUUAUCGACUAUCGUCUCCGAUCAGAUUAUAUGGUAUGUAUCAGGUUGAUGACUAUUGGCAGAUUUAAAAUGAAUAGUUUCGGUAUCGAGUAGGUCUACAGUUGUGUUUUAUGAUGGCUGAGUGGUUUGACGGGAAAUCCGGCUGUUAAAUUGAAGGCAUGUUGAGGAAACCGGGCGGUUCAGCCGCCUACUACAAGUAUAUUGGUAUUUUAAAAAUGCAGCACAUAAUAAUUGCUAUAGGGCUAUCACUUGUAUGUACGGCAGUGACAUCCGUGGGUGUACAAACAUCAAACGAGGCUUCAACGAAAAAUGCUAUAGUUAAAUUAUCACCAGAACUGCGAACAAACUCGCCAUCAGCAACUAUAACGGAUGCGGAAACCAACGCCGAAAUCUUCGCCAAAUCAUUCUCUGCGGGCGCCACACUUCAAGGUAUUAGCACUAAGCCCACGAAAGGCACGACUGUUAGUAGUGCGGUUACGUCAGAGCACAUUUCGUUUACGUCAUCAGAACGUGCUGAGAGUAGGACGCCUUCAACGAGAAUGUCUACUACAGGUGCAUUUAAUGUUUCUGUCGAGUCGGUUGGAAGCUUUGAUGCUGAGAAAGUCACAUGGCAUCUGCCACCAGUCACAACUAGAAUUAAACAUUAUAUCGUUCUAAACUAUAAACAGAAUUGUAACUCCGGUGAAUUAUUAGAUUCUAAAAUUGACUCGAAAAAGAUAAUUUCAAACGUUACAAUCAAUUCAUUGAUAAUAGAUAAUCUAUCGUACCUAACAACUUACUGCGUAUGCGUAAUAAGCAUUGCAGGCUUGGAUGAAGAUGUAUCCGGAAUUAACAAUUGCAAGGAGUUCACAACCGAUUACAACCAUAUGAACACGAAAGCUGUAAUAGCACUAGGAAUUGCCUCGUCUUUCAUAAUGAUAUUUUGUAUUGUUGUUAUUUACAAUGUUUUAAGGAGUGCGAAAAAGUUGUCGAGGCAGUCCCACGACGAAGAACUGAUUGCGAGCGUUUAUAAUGACGUAUCAAGUGAAGACGAACAAUUACCGCCACCAACCGCCACUUAAUACUGUCAUCGUUGUUCAUUAUUAUUAAUAUCAAAGAUCUUAUAAUAAGAUCUUUGAAUAUUAUUUAUAUUUUAAUUUGCUUCAAUACUUUUGAUGAGUAUAAAAUUAUCACAUAGAUAUGGAAUGGUUUAAUAUCCUUAAUGUCAGGAUUGGAAGGCGCGCCUUCUAUCAUGAAUAUGCUUUAAAUUACAUUUAUAACAGAUUCUUUAAACUUUCGGUACACCAUGUGUAAAAAUAUGGUUGGUUGUCUCUAUGUAAAGUCAUAGGUAAUUUAGGCCUACAUACCCGAGCGGUGAACGGCAUGCUCGCCUAUGGUUCUGGUAGUGGAACUCUUCUAUUAUAGGCCUAGGACUAUAAACCGUAGGCCCAGUGUACACAAUUUGGCUAAUGUGAACUUUAAAGAACCCAGUGCAAUUUUCGAGACGAAUAGGGAGUUACACCGGUGUACUGGUUCAUACAGCCCCUGUUAUGGACAGACGAGAGAUAGCUGGUGUCGGUUUACCGGAUAGCUCAGACAUGAAGAGACCCAUAGAAGAGAAGAAAGUUACUGUACGAGCUAAACCACACCACACAUCGAACGCCUGAUCAGGCACUUUGAUACUCCGGUAUAAAAUCGAAUUACAUUACAUAAUUAUUGUACCCAUCCAUAACAAUAAUACAGUUAAUUUAUUGAAUUUGAAAAAAUUAUUUCAUUGUUAUGAGUUCGAUCGGCAGACGAUAUGACCGAUCUGCACAACAAAUAAUGUUCGAACUACACUGAUAAUUCCUUUCCGAAAAAACGGUAAGAUCUAGAACGUAAUAAGGUCACGUUGAAGCAUUCGCUCAUUCAGCGUCAAGUUACGUUGUCGUGGAGAGAACGCAGAAUGGUCAGAGUGAAUCGUUACGGUAACCUCGUCGCUCAAAUUAAAAGUUAUUCAUGUGGACAAGGGCAAUGCUCAUUUUAUUGUGUUUAAAUAUUAUGUUAUUAAUUAUAUUGAUUAUUGGAUCUGAGCGGGUAUUAAAUACUAAAUAUAGCUACCAAGGACAAAGUCAAUCUAUGUUAUACUAAUAGUUUCUUUGAUCUAUUUGAUAUUUUUUUUUAUAAUUCCUUUCUUCUUAUUACCUUACCUUUCUUUUCCUUUAUCCAUGUCUUUCCUUUUCUUCCCUUUGCUUUCUUUCAUUCCUAUUUUCUGUUUUACCUUUAUUUCCCUAUAAAUUUUGUCUUUACAUUUUCUUUCUUUUUUUUUCCUUCUUUUAUCUUUGUUUCUUUUUAUUUUUUUCCUUUCCUUUACAUUCAUUUUUCCAUUCUAAUGCACUUUCCCUCUUGUUCAUUUUUUCGUUUUCUUGCCUCACAAUUUUCUUUUUUCCCUUUUACAUUUAUUAUUCUUUCUUUACUUUUUCCGUUUCUGUUUCUUUUCCUUUUUCUAAUGUUUAUGUUGAUAGCAAAGUCAACCUAAAUGGUAUUAUCAAAUAGCCCUAACGCAAUAUAUUCUAUUUGAUUUUUUACAUGAGAAAUAAAAUGUUGUAAUCAGCA